GAAAAAACAUAGCAAAAACCCAGAAGAGUUUUUUUCUCCCAACAAGACCAAACUAGAGAACAAGUAACCAUAAAAGGCAAACAGAGAGAGAGAAAGAGAUUCACAAGUUUGGUUACUUUAUUUUUACUCCAAAGUUAUGAUUUUCACAUCUCAGACAGCAUUUUCCUCUGUCUUUUUCUCUUUGUGAUUUUCUCCUCUUCUUCUUCUUGUUUUGGGUUUUCCAAGAAAACCAAGAUACAAAAGAGAGGAUCUAGUAAGCACAAGUGAAGCAGCUAUAAACCAAAUCAAGAAGAAACCUCUGAGCUAUAAAGACAUUUAAUUGGAAAGAAAAAAAUGGCUGAGCCGACAAAACUAAGACUAGUUCGUUGUCCGAAGUGUGAGAAUCUCUUAUCAGAGCCUGAAGAUUCUCCUUUCUUUCAGUGCGGUGGCUGCUUCACCGUCCUUCGUGCCAAAGUGAAGGAGCGUGAAGUAGAUUCUGUUUCAGACAAGUCCGUGGAAGAUAGAGCCAAACCAGUUUCAGUUAACUCUACUAGUUCCCCUGAGAAAGCUAUUGCUGAUUCUAGUCAAACCUCGUCAUCUGACUCUGAUGUUCCAUCAGCUUCUCCAUCUUUGAGACACCAACUAAACAUUCCAGUGGCCGUUGAGAGUGAGCCUUGUUCAAAAACUAAGGCUUUGGAUGCAUUAGGGGAUAAAGAUGACCCUAAAUCUCAAUCCGGGAGACAAGAAUCCGGUUUGGACCGGUUUAGGAAAAGAACAACCAAGAGAUGUGACUCUGAUAGUGCCAUCAACAUCAACAACAACAGAUUGUCUACUUCAAUGUAUCCUCCUCCUCCUUGUGAUGAAGGCACUUCUUCUUCUUCUGGUCCUAACCACUUGCAUGAGUUUCAGAAACAUUUGAAAGAUCAGAGCCGUGAAGCCAUUGAGCAAGACAGAGCUGGACUUCUGAGACAGUUGGAUAAGCUCAAAGAACAGCUUGUUCAGUCUUGCAAUGUCGCUGGUGACAACAAACCUAAAGAACAGGUUCCACCUGUUUCUUCUUCUUCUACUUCCACUGGGUUGAACAACAAGGCUCCUCCAGUGCGGUUCUACAGUUCAGGAACAGGUCCUUAUUACCAUCCUGAACCACAGUUUCCUUACAACAACCACAACAGUGAUGUCUCUAUGCACCAUGGUCAUGGUCUGAUGCAUCCUUCUUAUGGAAGAGGACCUCAUCCUUACUUCUCCGGACAGUAUCUUGGUAAUAACAAUGAUCUCUUUGACGCAUACCCGCAAAACGGACCAUUUCAUCACUCAUCUUGCACUUGUUACCACUGUUGGAGAGGCUCAGUGAUCCCUGAUGCACCUUACAACGCUGGCUUUUAUCCUCCUGAGAGUGUUAUGGGCUUUGCUCCACCGCAUAAUCCUAGAACCUACGCUCCUCCUCGUGGUCUGCAUCAUCAGCCUCCUCAUGGAAGAUGGCCUAGUAACAACGCUGCUCAGAUGGACUCUCUUUCACGGAUCCGUCCAGCUAAAGUUGUGUUAUCAGGUGGUUCUCGUCAUAUCCGUCCUUUGGCAGGUGGUGCUCCUUUCAUAACGUGUCAGAACUGCUUUGAGCUUCUUCAACUGCCGAAGAAACCUGAAGCUGGAGGGAAGAAAGAGCUGAAGAUGAGAUGUGGUGCAUGCUCUUGUUUGAUAGAUUUGUCUGUUGUCAAUAACAAGUUUGUUCUCUCUACAAACAACACAACGAGACAAGGAGGAGAGGCUCGUGUAGCUGCUGAUUACACUUCUGAUGACUAUGAUCUUCUUGGUUACGUGUUUCAUUCUUUAGAUGAUGAACCAAGAGACUUGCCAACUGCUCAAGACAUGCAAAUCGUUCAUUCUCACUCCGCUAGCCUCUCAGAGGACGAGCUAAGCUCAGACAGUCUAACAGCUAAACCACUUGACUCGCCUCUUCAGGAAAACUUUGCUAACUACUCUUCAAUCAACCACGAGAGGACUGGAGCAGGGAGCCGUAGCUUUAGUUCAGAACAGGAGAGGGUGACACUGAGUAAGACAAUGAGACAGAACUCCAUGAAGGAGGUCUCACUUGCAAGUGAGAUGGAGGUUUCUUUCAAUGACUACUCUCAUCACAACAGUGGAGUAUCUAAAGAUCAACAUCAAAGAUCAAAGAAGAAUGGGUUCGCUAGCAUUGUGAAGAAAAGCUUCAAGGAUCUGACAAAGUCUAUUCAGAACGAUGAAGGGAACAGAAGCAGUGUUUCUAUAAAUGGACAUAAUUUAACAGAACGUAUGCUUAGAAAAGCAGAGAAGCUAGCAGGAGCCAUUCAGCCAGGAAACUACUGGUAUGAUUAUAGAGCUGGAUUCUGGGGAGUAAUGGGUGGUCCAGGACUUGGAAUAAUACCGCCAUUCAUUGAAGAGUUAAACUUCCCAAUACCAGAGAACUGUGCAGGUGGAACAACAGGAGUGUUUGUGAACGGAAGAGAGCUUCACCGUAAAGAUUUGGAGUUGCUUGCAGGUAGAGGGCUUCCUCCAGACAGAGAUAGAUCAUACAUUGUUGACAUUACUGGUAGAGUCAUAGAUGAAGACACUGGUGAAGAGCUUGAUUGCCUUGGAAAACUUGCCCCCACGAUUGAGAAGAUGAAGCGUGGGUUUGGGAUGAGAACUCCAAAGAGAGUUACGUGAAGGAGAGAUGCUUGUGGAGCAAGGCGUCUACAAAUUUGUUAAGACACUAGUAAUUAUUAUUUGGUUAGUUUUCUCCAAAACUAGUUGUUACCUAGUAUCAUGUUGAAAUCUAAGAACAUAUAAUAUCUCCAAUCUUUUUUUAUGUCAACGAAAAGCUUGCUCAAUGUGUUGACCCUCCUUCAUAACAUCCAACAAAGCAAAU
This is a messenger RNA of Eruca vesicaria subsp. sativa (arugula), 2860 nucleotides long. The record is from the annotation of a GenBank genome assembly. NCBI's taxonomy places the organism in Eukaryota, Viridiplantae, Streptophyta, Magnoliopsida, Brassicales, Brassicaceae.